AUGUGUGGGUCAUUAGAAUCAACAAAGCGACAGUUUACGUAUUCUGAGAUACUAAUGAUGACAAAGAACUUUGAGAGGGUUCUUGGCAAAGGUGGAUUUGGAACGGUUUAUCAUGGCUACAUGGAACAUACUCAAGUAGCUAUAAAGAUGCUUUCAGAAUCAUCUAUUCAAGGGUUCCAACAAUUUCGUGCAGAGGUUAAUCUUCUUAUGAGAGUUCAUCAUAAAAACUUGACAAGCCUUGUCGGAUAUUGCAAUGACGAAACCAAUGUAGGGCUUGUCUACGAGUAUAUGGCCAAUGGGAACUUAUUGAACCAUCUUUCAGAUAGCAGAUCAAGUAUCUUGACUUGGGAAGAUAGACUUCGAAUAGCAACAGAUGCUGCACAAGGAUUGGAGUAUCUGCAUUGUGGUUGUAAGCCGCCUAUAAUGCACAGAGAUGUGAAAUCAACAAACAUCUUGCUGAAUGAAAAUUUCCAAGCCAAAAUAUCUGAUUUUGGACUGUCUAGAAAUUUCCCUACUAAUGAUGGAACUCAUGCAUCCAGCCUUCUUGCUGGCACUCCUGGCUACCUUGAUCCUGAGUAA
Messenger RNA from Prunus mume (Japanese apricot), 579 nucleotides. NCBI's taxonomy places the organism in Eukaryota, Viridiplantae, Streptophyta, Magnoliopsida, Rosales, Rosaceae. The record is from RefSeq and is a predicted model, not a curated record.